Molecule: messenger RNA, 1147 nt
Organism: Microdochium trichocladiopsis
Lineage: Eukaryota; Fungi; Ascomycota; Sordariomycetes; Xylariales; Microdochiaceae
Exons: 3
Coding region: 132-1139 (335 amino acids)
Source: RefSeq, a predicted model, not a curated record
CUGAAAAGUUGUCGCUCAAUAUCGAUAUCGCUUGAGACCCUGCAGACAACGCCCGAAAAGUUGCUCAAGGUCAUUCUCGCCGCCCCGGCGACUAAUCACAUGCUCGACGCCUACUACAAGCUCCGCCGUUAAUGUCUGGGUAUCUCAGUUGCUGCCUCCGCGGGAGCCAGUCGGUCGAUGACAGCAAUAUGAACGAGAAUUCGCGACCAGCGCAACUAUUACCGAUCGGCAUCUUCCCCGUGCGGCACAUGCUCGUCAAGCGCACCGGCCGUCCACGAUAUCUGCAUGCAGGCCCUCCGUACAACCACAUCUAUCUUGGCGAUCGAAUGUUGCGGCCUGCGCACAUUGUCACAGGUAUCUUGGACUUCCUAACGAUCCAUUCAAAGAACCCAAGGGUCCAGCGGGCGUUGUUUCUCUCACCGUGUCCACCAGCAGCUGUGCCUUCACAUGCUCCACUUCACGGCAAAGGCCACAAGAACGAUAUAUUCAGUGAUCAUGACCGGGACGAGGACAGCGACGACAGCGACGACGAUAUGUUGCAACCGACCUCAUUACCUUCGAUACCAGAAAGACUCGAGGACUGGGCCGAAAGUGCCGAAUGUUUCGAACCCGGGACCGAAGAUUUCAGCCACGAACAUACCUCAGACUGCCCCGAAGAUGCCUCAAUCUCAUCGCAGUGUUUCACAAUGUGCCCGGGUCUGCUUGAGCCUGAGAGCUGGACGAUUCUCGCGUCCUACAGCAUUUGGUCCAAUGCGCCGCUCAAAUACGCCUUGGUUCGAGCUGCGCGGUACUCAAAAAAGGAAGAUGGUGAUGAAAGGCCAUAUCGCGCCAACCAUUUCGACAUGAUCACUGAUAUCCACGGCUUUCUUGACGCAACGACCGCAAGUGAGGAUGCAUUCACACGGCGGUCCGCUCAAAAACGACAAAGGAAAUAUGACAUGAUAGAAGCACAGCUACAAAAGCUACCCAAGUCGACAGUGCUCAUGUCCUCGCAGGAAGCCCUCGCCAUGUUGAACGAACUCGCCCAAAAGACUGAUACGUUGGUCAACACGACUGAUAAAAACCGUGCUGAGGAAAUAAAGAAAAGUCGAAUAGAGUGCCUUGGUCAGUGCUCACGCCAGUCUCGCCCAUCUUCAUAGUGUAGGGC